Molecule: messenger RNA, 7071 nt
Organism: Chelmon rostratus (copperband butterflyfish)
Lineage: Eukaryota; Metazoa; Chordata; Actinopteri; Chaetodontiformes; Chaetodontidae
Gene: rev1
Product: REV1 DNA directed polymerase
Exons: 22
Coding region: 280-4530 (1416 amino acids)
Biological process (GO): error-prone translesion synthesis; error-free translesion synthesis
Cellular component (GO): nucleus
Molecular function (GO): damaged DNA binding; DNA-directed DNA polymerase activity; deoxycytidyl transferase activity
Source: RefSeq, a predicted model, not a curated record
GAAAUGGAGAGCAAAAGGACUGGGAGGGAGAGCGAAAAUGUUGAAGAGACAUGGCGUGGCAGCGUAACAAUAUAAGGAGAUCGCAGUUCAUCAAAAGGACUUCUCCGGAGGAUAAAGUCAAGGCUGAGGAGUCGAGCUAAGCGUCCGGAGGGUUUUCAUUUCGCUUUGCUUUGGUGUCACCUCGGAAUCAGUGCGCACACAACGUUUGUGUUGGGCAUUAUCUGCAGAGAGAAGUCUGUAGCCACCAGCCCAGCCUGACAGGAUAAAAGGUAACUCAGUAUGAGUCGAGAUGGGUGGAUGAAGAAGAAAGCCAAUGCCAGUGGUGACAAUGGUUGGGCUGAGAGGGGCGGCUACAUGGCUGCCAAAGUUUCCAAGCUGGACGAGCAGUUUAAACUUGAUGCCCCCAGAGAGAAACACAAGGAAGGGUCAUGCUCCAGCAUUUUCAAUGGAGUGUCCAUCUAUGUCAAUGGAUACACAGAGCCAAGUGCAGAUGAGCUGCGCAGGUUGAUGAUGCUGCACGGUGGCCAGUUCCACGUCUACUACUCUCGCUCUAAGACCACCCACAUCAUCGCCAAUAACUUGCCCAACAGCAAAAUUCAGGAGCUCAAAGGAGAAAAGGUCAUUAAGCCACAGUGGAUCACUGACAGUGUCAAGGCUGGGCGUCUCCUGCCUUACCUACAGUACCAGCUGUAUGCUAAACAGAAAGGGCCACUCUUUCCUGGCAUGGCUCUGCAGCAGACCUCAGAAAUCGCAGGGCCCAGCCACGGGCUGCUUCAGCCGAGCCUCCAUCACAGGCUUCAUCUGCCACAGCGCAGCAUUCAGCACUCUCUUCUCAACCAUGAGCAGUCUUCAUCCAGCUGCCAGAAUAACUCCGUCCCUCACUCCAGCCACAGUCGACUUCACCAAGGCAACAUCCAACCUCAGCCCAUCCCGCAAAGCUCUGCAGGUCACUUCAUUGACACCCAACCAAGUCGCUUAGCGUCCGGUCACCUCAAUACAGAUCCCAGGCACGGAAGUCCUUUACACACCUACGCACUGUCUAACCCAAAAACCCCAAAACCCCCACACAAACCCCCACAGUCUACUCUUCAAACACCUCAUGCUAAUCUCCAGCACCAGAGAGCUGGCCAACCACAACCUCAGAUCAGCUCUACUUGCAGCAGUGCCCAGAGUGGCUGCAAGGAAGAGGAAUUAAAAAUAAAUGGAGUAUUGCAGACCUCAUUGGAUGUGAUGAGCCAUUCAAAGAUGAAUGAAAUGCAAGAGUGUGGCAAAGAAGAUCCUCUGCCACAGGUGGUGAAUGAAGCACCCCUGACCAAUGGACACGCUCACCUUGCUAAUGGUGCCUUAAAGCCAGAUGAACACUCUGUUGACAAGGAACUGCCUGAAUGCAGACUCAAGAGUUCAGAGGAUAAAUCUCACAGUCCUUCAGUACAGUUUCAUACCAAACCUGACCCCUAUGAGUUUCCGCACAGUCCCCCAAAGCAGUCUGACCAGUCUCCUGUCUUUCUAGAGCAGUCCAGCUCUCAAGGAGCCUAUGAGCAGAGGCCUAAACCUCCACCACCCACCUACCAGGAGGCUAUAAAAGCCACUGAAAACCACCUACUGCUAAAACAGCUCCAGCCAUCCUGUCAGGUUGAUUCAAAUCCCGAAAAGACUCCUCUUUCACCUGCAUCUCGCCCCCUUUCACAUUCUCCAAUUCGACUAAACGGAAGUCACCAUAAUGCCUUUUCAUCCAGCUCAGCCUCAAUAAAUACAACCGACAUAACAACCAAACCUGAUCCUCCCACUGCAAAGUCAUCGUCACCAUCCAAGUCCUCAACGCAGCUGCUGGCACAGACGGGCGGCUUGAUCUCUGAGUUCUACUCUCACUCACGGUUACACCAGAUCUCCACAUGGAGGACUGGCUUUUCUGAGUAUGUCAAUGAACUGCAUAGUAAAAGAAAAGCAGCUGGGGCCACCUCCUUUUCUGGAAAAGACCGACUGCGGAAAUAUGUUGCCCAGCACUCUGCAGACAGUCGAGGUCAGUCAGCGCCCUCCAGUGUUAAGUCUUGCAUUCUUCAUGUGGACAUGGACUGUUUCUUUGUGUCUGUGGGGAUCCGACAUCGACCAGAGCUCAGAGGGAAGCCUGUAGCUGUGACCAGCAACCGUGGAGAAGGCAGAGUGCCCCGGAGGGUUGGGGCCAACCCUCAGCUGGAGCAGCAGUACUACCAGAGGAAGCAGAGUCACCCUCGGCCUGAGAGGGCAGAUGAGGAUCUAUACAAAACUCCUUCACAAGAGAGUCCAGAGUCCCAUGCCAACGGAGUCGACCAGGAUGCUGCUGCUCUCUCCAUGGCAGAGAUUGCAUCCUGCAGUUAUGAGGCCAGGCAGGCAGGCGUGAGGAACGGGAUGUUUUUUGGCAAAGCAAAACAGCUAUGUCCCUCGCUGCAGUCUGUCCCAUAUGAUUUCGAAGCCUAUAAAGAGGUGGCUCUCACCAUGUAUGAGACUCUUGCAGGUUACACUCAUGACAUUGAGGCUCUGAGCUGUGAUGAAGUGUUGAUAGACGGUUCUGCUCUGCUAGCCGAGUUGGGCAUCAGCCCAGAAGAUCUGGCCAAAGCGAUCAGAGCAGACAUCAAGGAGAAAACGAGAUGCUGUGCUUCAGUGGGCAUGGGGUCCAACAUCCUGUUGGCUCGGCUGUCGACCCGUAAGGCCAAGCCAGAUGGGCAGUACUUCUUAAAGUCGGAAGAAGUGGAUGAUUUCAUCAGGGACCUGCCAGUGACCAGCCUACCAGGUGUUGGGCCUGUUAUGGGCAGAAAGCUGGCUGCUAUGGGUGUGAGGUUGUGUGGCGACCUCCAACAGGUCUCUCUGUCUCAGCUGCAAAAGAAAUUUGGGCCCCGGACUGGACAAACCCUGUUCCGCUUCUGCAGGGGUCUAGAUGACCGGCCUGUCCGCUAUGAGAAGGAACGGAAGUCUGUCUCAGCUGAGAUGAACUACAACAUUCGCUUUACUAAGGUUGAUGAGGCAGAGUGCUUCCUGACUAACUUGUCCACGGAGGUGCAGAAACGUUUACAAGAAGCAGGGCUGCGUGGUCGCAGAGUUACCCUUAAGGUCAUGGUUCGCAAGGUUGGAGCUCCACUGGAACCAGCUAAAUAUGGUGGCCACGGUAUAUGUGAUAACCUAGCCAGGACUGUGAUGCUCGCUCAAUCUACUGACAGCGGUCAGCUGAUUGCUGCUGCUGUCAUCAAGCUGUUUCAUGCCAUGAAGUUACAAGUUCAGGACCUGAGAGGGGUCGGCAUCCAGGUUCAGCUUCUCGAAGGCAAUCGCUCUGUCCACCAGGAAUCCACAGGCUCCCGGACGCGUUCCAUCAAGGAAAUGUUGCUUGAGCAGGGAUUAAAUGCAAGAUCAAGCAGCAGAGAUGUUGCUGACAGCAACACACAUCAGGAGUCUUUCUCAGCACCUGGCACCUGUCCACAUCCUCUGUCCCCUCCCGAGCCAGUCCCAGGAACAAGCAGAGAGCAGCAGACAUGCAGACAAACUCCAAAACAUUCUCAAGCACGUCUCAACUUCAGUAUUGAGGUCCCCUCCCCUUCACAGGUGGAUCGUUCCGUGUUGGAGGCCUUGCCUGCGGAGCUGAGAGAACAAGUGGAGCAGUCGUGGAUGAAUCGGGAUGGGAGACCAAAUAACCGUCAGUCACCCAGUCCACAUCCCUCCGCUCCUCCUCCACAGCCUCCAUCUCUGAAGACUCGCCCAACCUCCCCUCUUCGUCCGCCUACCUCUGCUCCUGCACUCUACACUCCACCUGUUGGCACGUUGGUUCUGCAGAUUCCGAACCAGCCGGACAGUCCGGGGAUCGUACUGGAACUGCCAAACUUCUCGCAGGUUGAUCCAGACGUAUUUGCUGCCCUUCCCAAAGAGCUCCAGGAAGAACUGAAGUCUGCCUACAACAGUGUAACAAAUAUGCAGCCCCAGGCAAAAACGUCAGUGGAGCCGAAGAAUCCGCUUAUGCAGCUGAAACAGUCAGGAGUCGGAAUAGGUAUUGGUCGGGUGAAGCGGCGCUACAAGAGAAAAAAUGCGGUGAGCCCCGCUAAAAAAGGUCCUUCCCCUGUGAAGAGGCGUCAGCCGACCAACAGCCCAGCCAAAACCCCGCAACCUCCUCUCAAAUCACGGGAACCAAUGAACAUAGUAAAGACUGAAAAUGGUCCCUCCGCAUCGACCUCAAAACCAGACAUCCCGGAGAAUCUGUCCAAAUUCAGUCCUCGACCUGCUCCGGCGUUGGCUGGAGCAUGUGACCUGACGGACAUUAAAACACUCCUACGGGAAUGGGUCACCACCAUAACAGAACCCAUGGAGGAGGACAUCCUGCAGGUGGUGAAAUACUGCACUGAUCUGAUUGACGACAAAGAUCUGGAGAAGCUGGAUUUGAUAAUAAAAUAUAUGAAAAGGCUCAUGCAGCAGUCGGUGGAGUCUGUUUGGAGUAUGGCGUUUGACUUCAUCCUGGACAACGUGCAGGUGGUUGUGCAGCAGGCUUAUGGUAGCACCCUGAAGAUAGCAUGAAGCAGGAGGGGAAGUGUUUUCACUGCGUGUUACCAUUACGUCGCUUUUUGUUUUGCUGCUUUUUCCUCCUUCUCAGCUGUGACACCACUGAAGCAUCUACCAGAAUAUUCUCGGUGGCCUCCUGAAAUAGAAAUGACUAACUUCACACACCUCACAAUACACUACAUUCUGUUCUUCUCUUUAAUGGACACGUAAGGGUGCUUUCACACCUGUGGUUCGAUUUGUUUGGUUCGGAAUGACGUUUUGCAAAUGAACCAAGAGGAUUAAACAUGAAGUUGGACAGACUGAUAAGUCCUUGAUGGGACAGUUUUGGUCAUUGUCAUUCGGACAUGCAUCAUCAGACCCAUGGAGAAAAUCAAACUCUGGUGGCUGACAGAUGUUUAUGCAGCACUUUAAUGUGUAUAUUUAUAUUCUUAGGUGUGAGCUCCUGAAGAAAUAGCAGACUCUAAGCAUUAUUAGUAUUGUUACACUGCAAAUUUAAAGCAUUUUAUGAGCAAUGACCAACAGGUAGAGACAGGACUUAUUACUGUGGAAUUGCUGUCACACCCUUUUCAAUGGGCCAAGAAAGUAGACGGAGUAGGAUACAAGCACAAAACAGCAACUUUUGACCUGUUAAUCAGUGAAAUUACCCGUCACUGAUGUGCAUAUGUGCUACAACAGUUACCAAAUGAUUUGCAUAUGUGUACAUGGCUUACACAGAUCAAUUAGAAGGUCGCUCUAUGAACAGACUUCGUGAUUAGUAGAUGGAUUUAUUCGUUGCUUAGGUUUUGAAAUUGUUCUAAAAUCAUGAAUCUCCUAUCAUAAAAUCAUGUGGUCGGUUGGUGUGCUUUUCACACUGCAAGCAAACCACAUCAGAGAAUGCUUGACAUCAGGCCGAGACCCACCUUUUAAAGUGGUCUUGGUCCGAGGAGUUGAUUGACAACUUUCACACUAGUCCAGACGACCGCACUCACGUUGCAAACGGACCUGAGGUUGUUUUAACUGAACCGACCAGGUCAGGUGUUAAAGCACCCUAACACAAAUGGAAAAGCAGGAAAUGUACUUCUAUCAAUCUACACAACAACACCCAGAAUGAUGAUAAUCGUAGCAGCUUUUUGCAAAUUCAUCAUUUUCAUAUGGAGUUCUUUUUUAGAGAACGCUAAGAUUUGUUUUCAAACGUUUGUGAGAUUUUAUAUAGAAAUUGUUGCUGGCACCACUUAACUCUUUCUUAUACAUCCAGUCUACGCCAGCCUUAUACGAGUUUAAAUCUCCCUCCUCCUGGAGAGUGUUUUCCAUCUGAUAAAGCUGUCGACUUCCCCCUGUGUGUUCCUGUGGUUUAAAUAAUGUUACACGGGCACAUUUAGAGGUUAAUUUUUGAUUCACAGAUGCAGUUAAAUCAGUCUAGGUUCAAAAUAAUGACUGUGAUACCACAAUCAUCAUAUUUAACCUGGUUUCAGGAUCAGGUAGUGUAGCACUCCUCAGACAUCAGAUUUAUGAUAAUCCCAGAAAUGGUCGGAAUAAAAUACUUAAUUUUUCAUCAGUGUGCUACUUGUACUGACCUGUGAAAUAUUUCCAACUGCUGUGUUGCAAAAAAGCGAACAAAAUGUAGUCUGUUGCAUACAGUAGUAUCUUUUCUCUUGUCUCUCGCAAAAAAAGUGCCAAACCCUGUUAUUAUAGUGUGUAAAUAAUGUUUUUAAAGACACUUCUUAAAGGUUUUCAAAGAAAAGAUGUACGUGGAGGGUUUACCUCUUGUAUUGUUUACAUGUAGUGACUUCUUAGUAACUGUCUUUAAAUUGUAAAUCUUCUCACUCUAAUUGUUUGUAAGUUGUUCAAACAUGGAAAUUGAAAGCUGGCCAAAGCACUUCAUAUAAGGUUAACUGUUGAUUCUCAGUAGCACUCUGACUCGGGAGAAUGUUGAAGGGGGUUAUGGCAAUCAAUGAGUAGCCUAUGCAUAUAUUUUCAUCACUAAUAAGUGAGAUGUCCCUUCAAGAUAGUGUAACAUGUCAUACAGCCUCCUUAUUUGGACUAAAUCUCAGUUUUCCUGUGUGUUUCCAGUCAAGUUACUAGUUUGUCAAAUCUGAAUAUUGAAAUAAUUUUGCAUUUGCAAAGGAACGCGUGACCUGAUUUUUAACUCUGAAGCCCAUCGUAUGUACUUGUGUACAUACAUUGGAGACGUUUGUAUGGCUUGUGGCUACAUCGUUGUAUUUGUGUGAAGUUAACUUUUCUGAUUGGUGAUUAGAAGUACUCAGCAGAUGCGGCUGGCUGGCUGGCUUGUGAUGUCACCAUGCGAGACAUUAUGUGUGUGGUUGAAAAGUUAAAAACAGUAUCUCUAUAUGCAAACCAAAUCGGUCUGUCCUUUUUUAACUUGUUGAAAUGAAUGUAAUUCAGAAUGUGCAAGUCUCCACUCACUUUCAAAAUGUUUGCUUCUCUUCACCUGUCAUAUCUUGCCAGAAGUUAAAAUUGGCCAGUCUUGACUUCUCUAAACUGGCUUGUGCCUGAAGACCUGAAGCUGUGAACUUGUUUGUAAGUUUUCUAAAUCUUGGUAAUAAACUGUAAACUCUG